This is a messenger RNA of Colias croceus (clouded yellow), 610 nucleotides long. RefSeq lists its product as uncharacterized. Bases 71 to 364 code for a protein of 97 amino acids. The record is from RefSeq and is a predicted model, not a curated record. NCBI's taxonomy places the organism in Eukaryota, Metazoa, Arthropoda, Insecta, Lepidoptera, Pieridae. The transcript has a single exon.
CCGCGCAGGCUCCUUCCCCGCACUCUGUAUUCUACAUUGAAAGUGAGCACACGUUUUAACUGAAAUAAAAAUGGUCGUGAAACUAUCAGUCGCUGCGUUGUACGCGGACGUAUACCCAACUCAUCCCAAAUCUCGCGGCAGGCAAAUGGACUGUUCCGCUGAGAGGCGACAAAAAUUGAGCACCGCAUUGCCAGCAUUGGUGGAAGAUGAUUCUGAAGGGGAGGCUUACGAGUCGGAAAGGGAGAGAUCCUUCCUCCUUCGCACUGAGGACCUCCGCAGGCAGAAAUCUAUCUCGCCGCAGAGGAGGGAAAGGAUGCGGCGACAGCUGGCGUUGCCCUCGCUCUCCGAAGACGAAGAGCCUUGAACAGCUGUUUUGAGGCAUGGAGGAAGAAGUUUUGUAGCCGCUGGCUACCUUGAAGUGAACUCAUCGCAUUCUGGUUCACGGCCUGCACACCGUGAAGCCAUGAACACGAAGGAAAUUCGUUUAUGUGAAAUAGUGUCGGGAACGACGAUUCGUGGCAGUGCAAAGACAACAAGUGUAGUGACAACCAAUAUUAUUGUAAAGUUUUGUAACAGUAUAACAUAAGAAUAAAUAAAUGUGUGUUUCCUA